ACACGGGCUGGAUUAGCGGGCUUGAGAUAUCCUCCUUGCGCUCGCGAAGGAACCGCCCGACAGCGGACGCGAGCCGCUGCCAAAUACGAUGGCCGCUUCUCUCCUCCAUCUCCCGUCCCCUUCUCUCUCGCUACGGAGAGUGGCUGGGUACCUCGCACUGCUCACAAUCUGUUUGUUGAAACGUCGACUUGACAACAAUAUGCCAAUCUCUUAUGCAAACUCUGGUGACAGUCUUGCAGUUUUUCCACGAAGAAUUGAGUUCGAUUCCGACAUCAUUGCGAGGCCUGGAUUGCUGUGCUUUUCUGCGAAAGGGUUCUUGAAGCUACGCUAUGCUCUAGAAGAAGAUUAUCUUUCUUGCAGUCCGGAGAAUUUGCCGAGUUCAAAGAUGCUUGAUAAAUCAAACGCUGAUAUGGAUGAUAUGGAGGACUUUGAGAGACAGAUUCAAGAUUUCUUUAUUGAAGUCAGAACCAAGCUUGAAAUGGGAAAUAAAGAGGAUGCCGUAGACUUACUUCAAGCAAAUUAUGAAGUGGUCAAGGAGCAGAUCGAUGAAGGUGCUAAAGGUGUAGAGCAAGCUGCUAUUCUAGAUGUUAUAGCUUUGGGAUACACGGGUGUAGGCAACCUUAAGGUUGUUGAGCAUCUACUUGAUAUGUUGAACAACAUAGUCUGUGCUCUGCGUGAUGACAAUCCACUAGUGGAUUCAAUACUAAUACAUAUGGGAAGUAUGUUCACAACUUUGGGGAAGUUUGAGGAUGCUAUUCUUGUAUACCAAAGAGGUCUCAAAAUUCUUGAGAGAGAGUUUGGAAACAACAGUCCUUUCCUUAUAACACCACUUAUGGGGAUGGCAAAAGUCUUUAGGUCAAUUGGAAAGGUCACUAAAGCCAUAACAAUUUAUCACCGGGCUGUUGAUAUUUUGGAGAAGAACAGAGGAGCAAAAAGCGAGGAGCUUGUGAUACCUUUAUUUGCCCUUGGCAAUCUUUUUAUCAGUGAAGGAAAGGCAACAGAUGCUGAAACUUGCUUUAGCAGGAUUUUAGGCAUAUAUAAAAAAAUAUAUGGAGAAGAUGAUGGGAGGAGUGGAAUGGCUAUGUGUUCUUUGGCACAUGCUCUUUGUGCAAACGGAAGCGUGCAGGAGGCUAUUCAUACAUAUAAAAGAGGUCUUCAAGUUGUAAGGGAUUCUGAGUUUAUGAAUUUAGAUGAUGAUGUUCUGGAAAAAAUGAUGAUUGAUUUGGCAGAGUUGCUCCAUGUUACCGGAAGGGAACAGGAGGGCAGAGAGCUACUUGAGGAAUGUUUGCUGAUCACUGAAAGGUACAAAGGGAUGGAGCAUCCUAGUUCAGUGACUCACGUACUGAAUCUUGCGACCUCGCAUUCUCGUUCAAAAAAUUUUGUUGAGGCAGAGCGCUUGCUAAGGACAUGUUUGCAUAUCAUGUCCAAAACAGCGGGCCCAACUGAUCGGUCCAUCACGGUCCCAAUGUUACACCUGGCAGUUACAUUAUACCAUUUAAAACGAGAUGAAGAAGCUGAAAGUCUUGCCACAGAAGUGUUGCACAUCCGUGAAAAUGCAUAUGGAAAAGAAUCUCUUCCAGUAGGUGAAGCCCUUGAUUGCCUAGUUUCAAUCCAGACAAGAUUAGGAAGGGAUGACAGUGACAUAUUGGCCAAGUUAAAAAGAAUUUUGAGCAUUCAAGAGAAAGAGAUGGGUUAUGAAAGUGAAGAGGUGAUGACAACCCUUAAAAAGGUUGUUUACUAUCUGGACAAAAUGGGGAAGAAAGAAGAGAAGUUGCCUCUCCAGAGGAGACUGUCCUUGCUCAGAACCAAAUACAAGCAUAAGGUUCCUGUUUGAGAGAUUGUCGAGCUUUGGAUUCUUAGAUGCUGGAUGCGGCCUUUGGGAGUUACAAGAGUAACCUGAUCCUGCCUAUGCUACAUUGUUUGACAUGCUGUUUGGACAUCAGGCCCAAGUUACAGGCAGGUCCGUGAAAUCAGCUGUUAAAUUGCAGCCGGCCGUGCAACAACCCCUUUGAACGGAUAGUGCUGUAUCGGUGAUGGUCCGAACAACAGAUCAUUAGUUAAACUGGAACUCCAUCAUUGAUAUGGUUUCUUGAGUUCCAUGGUCAUUUGCUGAGCCAUAUAAACCAGGUGAUUGUUACUUCAUUUGGGGAAUGCGGGCCUUUGCUACAACAGAGCAAAAGCCUGCAAGCUGUUGUGACAACAACAGAAAUUUCACGCAUAAGUGGUCCAUGUGUUUGUCUGUAAAUGUCAGUCUUGAGUAAUAUAUCAUUCUGUUCAGCUUUGAUAGGAUGUUGUGCGGAUUUCUGUGCACUGGAGCACAGUAUCUCAUUGCCAUCCUGAGAAAAAAUGCUUAACAUGUAGAGAAAGAUGAUGUUCAAUCUCAAGGGCCAGAUAAUCGUCUUGCAGCAUACUGCAGGGAGGAUCCAAUAA
Molecule: messenger RNA, 2430 nt
Organism: Elaeis guineensis (African oil palm)
Lineage: Eukaryota; Viridiplantae; Streptophyta; Magnoliopsida; Arecales; Arecaceae
Biological process (GO): chloroplast organization
Cellular component (GO): chloroplast
Molecular function (GO): protein binding
Source: RefSeq, a predicted model, not a curated record